CGAUAUUGCUCUUUAUUAGAACCCCGGAACGAAUUGUUUCGUUGUUCCGGAAUGACUGAACGGAAAUAUUGUUUCCACGCAGUGUAGUACUUACCACAAGCCCGAUUCCCUUGAAAAUGGUAGCAAAAUCAAUUCUGACCCAUUUUGGCUCUAUGAUACAUGAACUUCCAUUGCUUACAUGUUAUCCAUUGCUUCUUAAGCCCGUUCGCUGGAGUAAACACUCUGCCACAUUAUUAUAGCACGAACAAAAGUGACGAUAACGCUGACCGAACACCUUGUACCUUGUAACAUCGUUUUGGCUGGGCAACGAACGCAACAGCAUGAGCAUGAGGCAGAAGAAACGAAUCGCGCAGAAGGUGCGUCUCUGCGUACAAUACACUCCGCUGAAUGGGGAGGCAGCAAAACAAAACAAAAAAAGGCGGGAGUUUGCACGGGAGCCACUUCGGGCAUUCUUUCGGGCGUUCGUUCUUUCUUUACGUUGCCGUGAUUUAUAAAAGAAGAUCAUCUGGGCGCCAAACGAGUUAGUCCAUUGAAGAACGUGUUCCGCGCAGUGUCUAUCGAUCGUCUUUCGGUGGUGGUCCGGGUUCUCGUGUGGUUCUCUGGAAACUUGUUUGUGCUUGCUGUGUGUGUGUGAGAAGAGUGUGAUGAAUAUCGGGCGGUAAUAAUGUGCUGUGAUUAGGGUAGAUUAGUUCAGCAGACAGAGAACGAUUAUUUUUGUGUGAUUUUUGUGAUCGUGGUCAUUGAUCUCAACCCUUACAUCCGCACCACGCGUUAACGAGCGAGCGCCAUGUGGUCGAGCCAGAAAUCGUUGGUUAUCCGUACCUUUGUAGCUAGUGUAGUUGGUAUGUUGUGUCAUGCAACAGUUAAUGGUCAGUUUUAUAGCUUAAGCUUCGGUACGGAUGAAAGCUACAACACGGCUCCGGUACACGCCGGAGCUCCCAGUGGACCCACCCAGCACCAGCACGAGAUUCGCCAUAAGGUGACCCCCCUCGAGGCGAUGAUCGACAAGACGAAUCAUCUCGGGUUUCGGGUGCUUCACCAGCACUCGAAAGGCAAUCGGAACAAUAUUGCGUUCUCACCGUGCUCCUUGGCCAGCAUACUUGUAGCCCUGUACGAGGGAGCGACUGGCAAUAGUGCGGCGGAGCUACACGGCCAGCUGGUAGCGCCGUACGAUAAGGAUGUGCUACGCGUUGGAUACCGGGAUAUUCACCGUCGACUGCGCAGCUAUUUCUAUCAGAAAGAAAACCUUUUGAAUGGGCUGAGCUUGAGCAGUGAAAAUAUUACCAUUAGACCGGAAUAUGAGUCGGUGCUUAAAUUUUAUGGAUACGAUUUGGAAAACAUACCGGAAAUGCGAACGCUAACAACUACCACCCCGAUGCCGGCCACCACACUUGAAAUGGAGUUGGAAGAAACGACGAGCGAUGCAACGACUGAAAUGGGAAAUUCAACCGAACCGGUAGAACUGUCGACGACCGUCGGAACGAUGCCUGACGAGCCUGCCACGGGCAGUACAGUCGAUUCUGUAACGACAACGGAAGCAUCCCAGACGACGAGCGAUACAGGCGGCGAUAUGGAUAUAACCACUACCAUGGUUUCGUCCGAGCCAGCGGAGGAAACCACCACGGAAGCGACGGAAGAAACUUCCGAACCUCCGACGACGGAUGGCGAGGAACCGGUGACGGAGGAGACGGGUGGUGAGAAGCGGCGACGAAACCUGCGAAAGCGUGGACAGCGUUUGCUUCAGCGUCGCCAUCCGGACUCACCGCAGCGGAGACGAUCCGUGCGCCAGAAGCGGCAGCCGGAAGAGAUCGACAUCAUCAGCCACCAACGGUUCCUGCAGAACUUCCUGCUGCAGGACGUAACGACCAACCCUUCGCCAGCGCUGCUUGCCACGGCCGGGUUUCCACCCGCGGUGGACAACACGGUCCGGAAGAACCCCUUCCUGCAGCAGCCCGAUGCGUACCGGCUGCUGGACGAUACGAUCGAGCAUAACUUCUACCUAACCGAGACGGACAUCGUGAAGGUGCCGUACAAGGUGUACAACACGAUCCUCAAGUACGCUUACAUCGAGCGGCUCCAGUCGACCGUUAUUGAGCUGGAGCUCGAUUCGGAAGAUUACAAGCUGCUGAUCAUACUGCCCGACUACGAGUUUGGGCUGGGCAAUGUGCUGAAGCUGCUGCAGAUAGGCGACAAUGUGCCGAGCCUGCGGGAAGUGACGGAGCAGAUGAGCCCGACCUGGGUGAAAACGAUCGUGCCGAAGUUCAACCUGAAGGGCAACAUCAUCCUGACGAGCGAUUUGCAAAAUCUCGGCAUCAACGACAUUUUCGAACCGUCCCGGGCCGACUUCUCCCUGAUGACCGAAGAUCCGACGAUCUACGCGAAGCACAUUGAACAAUCGAUCAACGUUAACAUCCGGACGCAUUCGCUGCAGCAGCUAAAGCGGUUUACGUCGCUUUACAAAAAUCCGGUCGAGCUUGCCGUCAACUAUCCAUUUUUGUUCUGCAUUCUCGAUAACGAGCUUGACCUGGCACUGAUGGUUGGCAGAAUAUUGAACCCGCUGAAUGCACGUAUACACUAACGCAAAAGCAUGUGGAAUAUGUUACGCAGCACCGUAAGAACCAUUCCACAUAGCACAAAGUGCCUGCCGACGUUUUACAAUAAAGCUUCAAGCAUGAAAGUGUUGUUAGCUUUCUUCUCACACAAUGCGCUCGACUGGUGGACGCAUUGUGCUCUUUAUUUUCUUACCGUUUCCUAACUUUACUAGCAUUUUCUAACAUUCCUUCUUCAACAAAUUGCCCGCCGGCAUACAAUCGGGCUUUACAUCGCUACGUUUGCAACUCUGUUGCCUCUCCUACAUCAACUGAUCACAUACAACCGAUCAUACCUACAUACAUAUAUUACAGCUCUACUGUGUAUACUUUUACAUGCGCACGCCUCAUCCGGAAGCUUGAUAAAAAGCAACAACAAAAAAACGAUAUAAUUAUGAAGUACAAUUUGUGUGCUGCCUUCUUCUGCUUGUAGCAACUACUGCUAUACACCGUUCAAUUUGCUACCUAAAUUAUUUGUCUCAAGUUCGUUGAUGUAUGGUUGCAGGAAACAUUUCGCAAGACGGAUGCCUACAGCGCGUCACAGCAAGCAACACGAUCAUUAUGAUUUUUCGCAGUGUUACACUUUGAUCCUGUGUUUCCUAUUUGGUAUUGUUUGUGGUAGUGCGUCGCGCUACUGGAAGACUUGUUAUCUUUGUUCUCCUUCUUUUCACAUAUCCACUUUUUGUCUCAGUGUCUGUGCACUGUUCCCAUUUUGUAACUGGCCGGUAUUCGUUUACCGAUUCAUUAAGUCGCCGAAACCAUUCAAAAGUGUAGCGUAAUGGCGCGUGACACUUCUUGUGCCUUGUACCUGGUACACCCGUGCAUGCACUCAUAACUGUACCUGCGUGUACCAAUAUUGUGCAUCAAUACCGCACCCCGAAGAUACGCUCUCGUACCUCGACAUAGCCACAGUUGGAUGGGGUAGGUGGGAUAAGGAAAGCUGGUGCGCAUAGGGGAGAGGGGCCGUUAGGGGUGGCUUACAUCCUGCUUAGCGGUCGUAGGAAUGUCCACCCUGCUCGAAUGCUGUUGUCUCACCGUGGCGUCAAUCUAUCGUAUGC
Messenger RNA from Anopheles coluzzii, 3646 nucleotides. RefSeq lists its product as uncharacterized. Gene Ontology annotation, molecular function: serine-type endopeptidase inhibitor activity. Lineage: Eukaryota; Metazoa; Arthropoda; Insecta; Diptera; Culicidae. Bases 788 to 2578 code for a protein of 596 amino acids. The record is from RefSeq and is a predicted model, not a curated record. The transcript is spliced from 4 exons.